This is a messenger RNA of Colletotrichum abscissum, 219 nucleotides long. RefSeq lists its product as uncharacterized. The record is from RefSeq and is a predicted model, not a curated record. Lineage: Eukaryota; Fungi; Ascomycota; Sordariomycetes; Glomerellales; Glomerellaceae. Bases 1 to 219 code for a protein of 72 amino acids. The transcript has 2 exons.
AUGCCGUACUACCACGUCUCCCCAAUGAAUAGGAGAAACCGGUUACCAGUCAGGAAUGGAGAAUCACAAAAAACGGUGCCGCCAUGGUUGGGUCCUUUUCAGCAGAGUUAUUUACUUAAGAUCAAACCAAUGUCAUCAACCGAUGGACAAUACCCUUUGUCCGAGUCGGCGAGGUCCUGGCUUCUUACGAGUAAUUCUGAGCUUCAGCAUCCGCGUUAA